Molecule: messenger RNA, 1453 nt
Organism: Phragmites australis (common reed)
Lineage: Eukaryota; Viridiplantae; Streptophyta; Magnoliopsida; Poales; Poaceae
Product: tetraspanin-2-like
Exons: 2
Coding region: 240-1061 (273 amino acids)
Biological process (GO): auxin-activated signaling pathway
Cellular component (GO): plasma membrane; plasmodesma
Source: RefSeq, a predicted model, not a curated record
GUCGAUUUGGCGAUCCGAUUACCGUGGCACAAAACCCGUCCUCACUGCAGGUGCAGGCGGCUACCAUCUUCCACAAGCAAAGCACCUUUCCCCACCUGCAAAGCAGCGAGCUUUCGUCACGAAAGAAACCAAGACAAACGAAACCCAACUCAGAGUCUCAGGCUCACUAGCUCACACUCCCUCGCAGCCGCAGCCGCAGCCGCCGACGCGCGCGACCUCCAACCGAUCCCGUGGCGGCCAUGGCGGUGAGCAACAACAUCACGGCGUGCCUCAACUUCCUGAUCCUCCUGUGCACCAUCCCCGUCGCCGCCACGGGCAUCUGGCUUGCCUCCAAACAGGGCGAGGACUGCGCCCGCCUGGCCCGCUGGCCCGUCGCCAUCCUGGGCGCGCUCCUCCUCCUCGUCGCGCUGGCCGGCUUCGCGGGCGCGUACUGGAACCGGAAGGGCCUCCUGGCCUGCUACCUCUUCGCCAUGGCCGCGCUCAUCACGCUGCUCCUGGCCCUCCUCGUCUUCGCCUUCGCCGUCGCGCACGGCUCGGGUGGGUACCCGGCCCCCGGCCGCGCGUACGAGGAUUACCGCCUGGACGGGUACUCCAGUUGGCUGCGCAGGUACGUCACCGGCGACCCCCGGCAGUGGGAGGGGAUCAGGGCCUGCAUCGCCGCGUCGCACACGUGCAGGAAGCUUGCCAUGGACAGCGCGUCGUUCAUCACGCCCGAGCAGUUCUACAUGUCGCACCUCUCGCCCAUCCAGUCCGGGUGCUGCAAGCCGCCUACAGUGUGCGGGUACGCGUACGUGAGCCCGACGGUGUGGACGAGCCCGGCGAACCCAGCGGCGGACCCAGACUGCGCGGCGUGGAGCAACGACCAGGGCCAGCUCUGCUACGGCUGCGGCUCCUGCAAGGCUGGCGUGCUAGGGGGCCUGCGCGAGCAGUGGCGCAAGGCCAACGUGAUCCUGCUCGUCGCCACCGUAGCGCUCAUCUUCGUCUACGUCAUCGGCUGCAGUGCCUUCCGGAACGCGCAGACCGAGGACCUCUUCCGGCGCUACAAGUGGGGCAACAUCUGAUCUAGCUCCUGAGCCUAAUCAGUCUAGUGUUGUCAUCGGUGUAAAUUGUGCCAUACCCGUGUCCUGCACUACUACUGCUCAGGCGAGUUGUGUUUGCCGGACUUGUACAGUAGAGUGUAGAUCGAGUACCUGUUAUUUGUGUAAUUUCUGAAGCUCGUAAGAUCUGUUGACGCCGCUGGUUUGCGCCGGGUUUUCGACGAAAUGCGCAGUUGUUCUGUAGAAUUUGCGCUGCGACAACGCGUUCUGCUUAUUUCUUCCAUUCUGCCCUACCACUCUACCAGGGUCCAGGGUGUGAUGAAUCUCUGAUUAGAGAAACUUUGAAGCGAUCGGCGAGUCUCCUUUUGUCUUGUUCUAGUCAUCAGUCAUGUUGUUUCAUGUGCAUGCUACUGAGA